GUAUUGCUUUACGUUACAACUCAUGUAACUCCCUUAACCUACAAAAAGGGUUCAGCUUAGGGUUUAUACAAAACACAAAACACAAACAAAUGGCUUCAGCAAGCAGAUCAGCAAUCGGCUCUAUUUCAAGAACCAUUUCAUCCAAAUCAAACCCAAUUUCACGUACCCUUUUAACCCCCAAAUCCACACCCAUUUCACCAUUCAGCUCUUCAUCAUCAACAAGAUCACUCCCUCGAGCAGCUUCAAGGGUAGUUGCAGCAUUGGGAAGUGUUGAAUCAAUGUUGCCACUCCAUAGUGCGAUUGCAUCCGCUCGUCUUAAGUCUAGUAUUGCUGUUGAUUCCACUUGUUGGAGCUGGCUUUCUCAAGGAGUCGGUAGUAGUAGCAAGAGCAAGGAACCGGUCGGGUAAAGCUAGAGCGGAAGGUUUUGAAGAAUUGGAAGGUUGACAUCUUGGGUAAUUCUUGUAGACAAUCCCUUGGUACAUUUUGGCUCUUGAUACUUGUUGUUUUUGGUAAAACAAGUAUAUUAUUAUGUUUUGGAAGUCAUGAGUUUUGUUGAAUUAUGUAUGCAACUAAAAAGGGUUAAAUCUCCCAUUUGUCACUUUUGUUAAGUACGGGCGAAUGACCCGUUUGGUCGUUUUGAUGUAUAUUUCAAUGGUUAAGGUUUUGGACAUAUCAA
Messenger RNA from Erigeron canadensis, 676 nucleotides. Its product is annotated as protein NONRESPONDING TO OXYLIPINS 2, mitochondrial. The record is from RefSeq and is a predicted model, not a curated record. NCBI's taxonomy places the organism in Eukaryota, Viridiplantae, Streptophyta, Magnoliopsida, Asterales, Asteraceae. Bases 90 to 407 code for a protein of 105 amino acids. The transcript has 3 exons.